AUCCGGCAACUGAUCAUGACAGAAUGCUAGAACCUUAGUUUAAUCAUCCGUUUAUUUCUUUUAUUUCUUUAGUAGUUUUCAUAUAACGAUGCAUCAAGAUAAUAAUCCUAAUCCCAACGAACAACAGUCGUCUCAACAUCAUACGUCUACAUCAUCACAAUAUCGCCAUUCGUCAUCAACACUACCGUCUUCUAUAUCAUCAAAUUCCUAUUCGUCUAAUUCAAAUCGUUCUACGCAACAUCAAUCACGUAGUUAUAAUCCGUCAAAUAUGGAAGUAAGUCGAUCUCUGUCGAACCGUUCAACCUUGAUGUUGGCGCAAGCUGGCAACAGUUCGACUGAACGGCAAGACGGGAAUCGGCGAUACGACCAUCAUACACAACAUUCAACAUCAACACAUCAUAUGCACCCUAAACUUCAUCCACAACAACAUUUGUAUAGCAGAUCGGAAGUAGAUUGUCCGAUAGCGGAAGGAAGUAAACGUACACGAUGGCUUAAAGCUGGCGAGAAAGCGCGUGAAAACCAACAACUAGUCAAUAACAUCGCUCCUUUCAAUUGGCCCUCCUCACAUUACGGGCAAAUAAUCUAUAUCGAUAAAGCAACAUCAAAUGACGUUUUAGAAAAUCUACUCAAUAGAAUUAAGGAUGUUCAAGUAUUUACUAUUGAUACUGAAUCAGAGAACCGUAAAUCCACAUCUUCAGCAACCAAACAACAACAAAUACCUGCUAUCAUUCAAAUUCAGGCCAUACAUAAUGAACAAUUAGCCACCGUUUUCAUUAUAGAAGCUCAACAUCUGCCAUCUCCAUCUUCUCAAUGCUUUGAAUCGAUAAAAACUUUAUGUCAUCGAAUAUUUUCAGUAAAUUCCAUCAUACUAGCAUGGGGUGACCCAGUUAAAGAAUUAGCUCCCUUUUUCUUCACAAACUUAUUUAAUAUAAAUGAUGUUAAUGACCCAAGCAACAAAUGCGACCUUCAAAAAUUAUUCACGCGUUUUUGGAACGCCCGUCAUCCUCAUACUUCAGAAUGUCUUCGUCAUCUAAAUACUCUUAAAAAACCUGAUUUGCACGGUCUUGAAUUGAUCUGUCAUGCACUAACGGACGACCUUGAAGAUGACGACAUUACUUAUAAUAUUAAUGAAGAUAUUAAUGAUAAUAGAAACGGCUGUAUUUGUCCAGAUAGCGAUAGACCAUACAAACAAAACAAAACAUUGUGGUCCUUACAAAAAGCAAUACACGCAGCAUUCAAUAUGGCAUUAAGUAAAGAAUUACGACUGAAUAACUGGACAUGUGGUUUAGAUCCCGAAUUAAGAACAUGGAGCACACCACAAGAUAUUUAUACAAGAAAAAGGAUGGCAGAUUAUGCUAUUCAUGACGUUUUCGGACCGACACAUAUUUUCUUUUAUUUAUCAACUAAGAUGUCUCUCUGUUCUGUUUCAGGUUUACAAUCGUUAAAAUUACCAGAUUCAUCACCAUUUCCUAGUAGUAGCCCUGACAAUGAUAACAAUAAUAAUACUGAUAUGCUUGAUCGACAACAAAAACAAAAACCUUCCUUUUUUAUUUUAUCAGAUAGUCAUGGAAAAUUUAUUCAACCUUCAUCUACACCGAAUUAUACAACAUACAUUACGUCGAUACCAGGACUCAGAUGGUAUGAUAAUAAACAUAUUGAGUUAUCGGCUAUUGAUUUAAUAAAAAAGCCGGAAAUCACAUCCUUUUUAUCUUCAUGUUCUGUACUCGUUCUCCUUAUUGGUACAAAUUCAACACGUUCAACAGCAGCAACACAAAUCAUUCAACAAGUUCAACAUCUAAUCGAAAAUGUUCGUCAUGAUUAUAAACAUCUCAAUGAUUAUCAAAAUUUAGCAGUAGUUUUAACUUA
Molecule: messenger RNA, 1866 nt
Organism: Didymodactylos carnosus
Lineage: Eukaryota; Metazoa; Rotifera; Eurotatoria; Philodinida; Philodinidae
Source: the annotation of a GenBank genome assembly